GCUGAUGGAGUGUCAAAAAUCGCGAAAGAAAAUGGAGUUUCAAGUGAGGAUGAAGUGAUGUAGUCUUGUGCAGUGCGUAGGAAUUUCGUGAAUUUUCAUUUGUUUCUUUACGUCUCGUCUUCGUGCACGAUGCAUGGCAUUUGAAACGGACGCGGCUUUGAGUUGUGCGUAUUUAGAUGUGAAAAUGUCGGAGCAAAAUGUGCCGCAACAUUGGAAACGCGACGAGAACUGUACGUCGUCGUCGACAGCGACGGGGAGCAGUGGCUGUGGAUUUUAUACGAAAACAAAUGUCGUCGGCCUCGCCUCGAGCAGCAGCAGCGGCGGUGUCAGCAACAGUCGGCAGAUUAUCAACGAUUCGACGUCAUCAUCAUCGCCACCGUCGUCGAUAUCAUCAUUCUCAAUGAUUGCCACGGGAGGCUCCGUGCCAGCGAUGCCCAUUGUCCCCGCUCCCACGAACUUGUCCACGAGUGGCCACGACAUUUACCCGCACUCCCAGCAGCUUCCACAAGCCCAGUCGCUGCCACCACCGUCGGCCGUCACCACCCACCACCCUCCGUCGAGUUUCGAUCUGCAGAAGCUGACGAGCAUCUCGAAAAUCAACAGCCUCGCGAAAGUCAGCGGAUUCGACGGGGCCACGCAGAUGCCUGAGGAGGAGAAGCUGCGGAAGCUGCAACAAAUGGUCGAAGCCGGAAUCGGCGAUCAUGCUAAACAACAAAUUUUACAAAUUUUGGAUAAGGUUUCACUACUUAAACCUCCAGAGAGAUUACUAUUGUACCUGCGUAUGCCUGGUGGCACUCCAGAGACUGAUCCUUUAAGACAGCCACAAAAUCCAUUAGGAACGCGUUCUGAAAUAAAUCACACCAUCAAUUGGGUUCGAUCACAUUUAGAACAUGAUCCUAAAGUUUCAAUACCAAAACAAGAUGUUUACAAUGAUUAUUUAUCAUAUUGCGAACGUGUCAACAUUAAACCAUUAUCAACCGCCGAUUUUGGUAAAGUCAUGAAGCAAGUCUUUCCGGAAAUUCGUCCCAGACGAUUGGGUACACGUGGACAUUCAAGAUAUUGUUAUGCAGCCAUGCGUAAAGCUACUAAACUUGAUCCGCCACGUCUUCCCGAUCUUAGUGUGAAUGCUGGUAGCCAUGGUGAAUUGACUGAAACUGUGGACGAUGAGUCGUGGAAAGUGAUAAAAACAUGGGCCGAAGGUUUAUUGAAUUCAACGUUUACAUCUCUGAAAGAACUGGCCAAUUACAUUAAUAAAUAUCAUUCGUCAUCGCCGGCUGCUAAUAGCUCCAGGCUGCUGUUGCAAAAGAAACUGUUGCAACGUGAAUCUAAGGAGAAACGCAAAUAUGUGGACACAAGCCCUCUAAAGAAACGACGAAAGAAAAAGCGAAGAAGUUCAUCAUCUUCAGAAUCCGCAGCUGUGCCAUCAAUGGCAUCCGAUAAUUCCAUAGUGGACAUUAAGCAGGAAGUGAUAGAUCCAAUCGUUCAAUCCCCCCUAGUCGACGUGCAGACUUCAUUGAUGACAACACCGUUACAAGGAGGACCGCCGCAGCUUCAACAGCAACCGCAACAAAUGGUGCCGAUGAAUUUAGUAGCUACGGAACACGCCAAUAACAAUAAUCAUAAUCUACAAAAGCAUCAUAAAAUUCAAGGUACAAAUUUAGCCUGUGAUAAUAAUGACCUAGUCGUUGGUUGUUCAACCACUAAAAACUUAGUUGCUCCGAAUUUAUCAUCGCCUAUUUGUGCUCCUUCUAAUACCAAUAUUGCUGCACUUAAUGUCAAGGACUCGCCUGGGUCUAAAGUGAAUGCCAACCUUACAGAAAAUCUUAUUAUUAAGUCGCCCCUAAAUUCAGUUAAAGAAGAAAUUCCAGAUACUUACGAUUCGAAGAUCUACUGCAAGAAAGUCCGUCAAGCGCAACAGGCAAAAGGCCUAUGGAAUCCUACGUCGUCGAAUAUCAUUCAUUCAACUGGAAAUGCGCCGAUGCUAGCUGUGCCUGGGAUGCAAAACGCAGUACCUAAUUAUCCAGUUAUGAAAAGUGGUGAAGGGUUGAUGGGACCACCGGCGCAGAUAGACAGUGUCCAUCCUGAACACUCAGUGGGAUUUAAAAGAACCAUCAACAACAAUGGAUUAUCCAUGGUGAAGAGCCCAAGUCCAAGUCAACAUCGUCGUGCCAAAAAAUUGGAUCAGAAUGGAAAGACGGAUUUGAUUCAAGACCAAGAAAUGAGUGGAUUGCCCAAAGAUGGGAAUGGGGAAAGCGUUCUGCCGGAGAAUUUGGGCCUCCCGCGCGAACGAGUGAUAAGCAUUUGCAAUAUGGACAAGCAUGAACUCGAUGACUACCUGAACGAAGGAGAGAAUUCACAAGACCAAGAGGCUGAGCUUCUACAAUAUUUCCAACAAGAAGAUGGGGAGGAUAAGUCGCCUGGCAGCGGCGAGAUCCCCAACUAUGUAAACUACAAAAAUCAGUCCUUUCCCCUCCUAGAAAAUUACCAACUUUACGGAAACAAUAAAAUCGAAAAGAAAACAAAUAAUCAAAACGAAGAAGAAAUUAACCAACUAAGAUACUACUUACAACAAAACUUGCACAAUACUAAAGACGGUGAAGGCUCAGGAAUGAAUAAAUCGCCCAUGGAACAGGCGGGGCCGUACAGUGGAAUGUACCCAGGAGGAUCGGCAUCCGCAUCGUUAGCAAUGAUGUCGCAGCGACAUCAUGGCGCUCCGUCGGACGAGCGUUCUGGCUUGCGCUGCUGCACUGCCGAUCAAAUGAAUCAAAAUCCAACGAACAAUAAUAACAAUGUUACGCCAUUACGUGGACCAAGACGAAAGAUCAACAUGAACGCCCGCUCUUGCGUACCAAACAGCCCGAAUACGAGACGAAAAAAUUUCAGUUUUGUGCCAAUAUCACCAGGUGGCCAGCAUAAUUCAGUGGACUAUAGCCCGUUUAUAAGUCCGCGAAACACUCCUGCUGUACGAAAGCCUCCACUACAUAAGCAACAAUCACUUCCAGGAACGGAUCAUCACGGCGUAAGUGAUCCUGUGCUCGGGUCCGUUGGAAGUGGAUUCGGUAAAGCGACUGAUUUUUCCAAUCCAAUUAGUUCGUCCGCGCCGCCCAGUCCUUCGCUGGUGCAACAAAGAUUUCGUUUUGGUACGACACCGUUGGUGCAGGGCUCUGUAAUGCCUGUUUUCUCUGCCGGCGGAGGUUUAACUGCGGAUCCUCAAUUCUUACAGUCCGCAGACAUGCAGUGCCGCGGUCAGAAUAUGAUGAGUUGUAACAUUUCCGGAAAUGGCGAGUCACGAUCGCAAAGCGUACCUUUGCAUUGUCGCAGCAGUCCAGCAUUCAACAACUCGAACAAUUUUCCGGGGUUUUCAUCUGCUUGUAGUUCAGUGGCGCAAACCCCUGUACCACCUGAGUUUGCCGAUUUCAACGAUGCUUCUAUUCUUGAUAUAUUUGCCGAUACGUCGCAGCCAUCUAUUAAAUUGGAAACGAGUGAAAUUGCUCCAAUUCUUGACGAUAUUACGUCGAGCGAAUCAGCGUUGGGUGUUCCAGAUCUACUUCCAAAUGAUUUCGAUAUUAAAAACAACAACAGUUCGAUUUCGCGCUCUGUUCCAUCCACACCGCUUCCUAUGAACAACUACAAAUUGAAGACUACAAGCUGUUGUGAACCGAACAAACCUGGCGGGAGUAAUAAAAUGUACGAUGUAUCGAAAUCCGUUCCAACAACGCCCAGCGCAAUAAACACAUCGUCGUUUCGAUACAGCCCGGAAUUCAACAAGGACUUUCUGAUAAAUGGAAACACAAUUGACUCCUCUCCAAAAAUGUACACCCGUAGCGUCGCCCCAUCUGUUGCCGUUGUUACGACAAACUUACCAUCAAAUGUGGUGGACACUGCAACUCCGAGCAAGCUCCUGACCAAUGCAUUACCGGAGAAUGUUGACGAACUAUCAAACUAUGGUGUCACGGAAUCGAUAAUUGGCUCAGAUAUUUUGAGCAAUCUCUAGGACAUUUUACUGGAUGAUUUCUAUUGAACAUUCUACAAAUUGAAAUUUUAUGACAAAUUUCGCCCCAAGGAAACUUUCAUCAGAGAUUCGUGACGGAAUUGAAGAAAUAGGAAAAUUGCACACAUCCGGUGAGUAAACAAAAUCCGUUUUUAUGACCUGGACACUGUAGGAACGAUGAUCUUUUUCGUGAAAGGAGCAUCUACUGAAUUUCAACUAAAGCUGUUUAUUUUACUUCAUAAUUGGUAGCAUAUUUAGAUAGGAUUCUCAGCUUCGUGAGAUAGAAUUGGAUUUGCUACUUGUUUGAGGUGUCAUCAAGUACGAGAUAUAUUUUUAGGACGCAAAGUGGUUGAAACAUUUUUAAAUGUUGCCUUUGAUAUCGAUUUUCGAUUUGAUUAUCAAAUUUAAUCGUGAACUAUCGUGUAACCUAGACAAUUUAUUUGUGCACACUAAACCAUGCAUGUUUGAGGCCCCAAAUUCAAAUCAAAUAAGUUACAUCGAAUGCUAAUCGUUAUAGUUAGAGUGUAAUGGAUGUAUCUUAUUUUUUUCGUGCAUUAUUUGGAAUUACUUCUAAUAUUUUGACGAAGCAAAACAAAUUUAUACCACACAUGAAAAAUGGAAGGAUCGUGAUUGCAUUAUAUUCAUGUUGAACAUGAUAAAUUUUUAUUGCAUAUAUUUUCUAGACUAUUUUUUUAAAAGAAGAGUAAAAAAUGUAACCUUGAAAUGUUUUGUAGGUUUAUUAUGAUUUCUAUUAUACUGUUGAUUUUUUAUUGCA
This is a messenger RNA of Hermetia illucens (black soldier fly), 4766 nucleotides long. RefSeq lists its product as uncharacterized. Gene Ontology annotation, biological process: regulation of transcription by RNA polymerase II. The transcript has 5 exons. Gene Ontology annotation, molecular function: DNA-binding transcription factor activity, RNA polymerase II-specific; RNA polymerase II cis-regulatory region sequence-specific DNA binding. The coding region runs from base 134 to 3994 and encodes 1286 amino acids. NCBI's taxonomy places the organism in Eukaryota, Metazoa, Arthropoda, Insecta, Diptera, Stratiomyidae. The record is from RefSeq and is a predicted model, not a curated record.